AUGGACGUGUCGCUCAUAUUUAAUGAUGCUGACCUAUUCCAUCACCUAGGCUUCAAUCAGGACAGCAUCAAUCGCUUUGAUGGCGGCGAGCUCACUAGCACCAACGUGAUCGACUUGCAGAUCGAGAACAUAUUGUACAUCCACUCGGACCUAUGCAGCAAUGGAUCAGAUGAUGUCCUGCAAGAGGUUUGCACAGCUGGCGUCCCUGACUUUGCGUAUGUAAACUGGACCAAUCACAACUUGGAGGCAUACUCUAAGCAGUUGGUGUCAAAGACUAAAAAGACGUUCUACAUAUAUUUAACAGACAAGGAUGGAGUCGAGAUCUUCUUGAAUGGCGUCGAUAUGAACUUGACGUUGAUAUUGUACAGGCGCAACGACAUCUACGAGCUGACACGAGGAUAUAUUAAUUAUUUGUUGGUCAAGGAGCAUGAGACCAUCCAGAUUAGCAGCGAAAUAUAA
Molecule: messenger RNA, 459 nt
Organism: Acytostelium subglobosum LB1
Lineage: Eukaryota; Evosea; Eumycetozoa; Acytosteliales; Acytosteliaceae
Exons: 1
Coding region: 1-459 (152 amino acids)
Source: RefSeq, a predicted model, not a curated record